UCCCGCCUAGCGUCGGGCCGCAAGAACUCACAUUUGAAGCCGUCAGGGAAUUUGUAGUCGAGCAGGCUUGCUCACCCAUAAGAAACCAGCACGCUCUAGCCUCUAACGCACUCUCUGGACCUCCGCGAUACGACCCGCACUGAUUAUUUCCCCCGUCGUCGACGCUGACACGACGACCGCACCCAGCAUCUCAAGAUGGAUGGCAUCGUGGAUUUUUGGAAGCUUCCAUCGCCCGUCGCGUCAAUGUCCACGUCAGACCCUCCGUUCCGGCUAAUCGACUGUCACGCCCACACAUACCCCUCGCAGUUCCCCCAGUGCGACUUCCUCCCUCUCCUUCGCCGCGCAGCCGCCGCGUGUGUCUCCCACAUCGUCACUGUUCCUGAAACCCUAGCCGACGCUCACGAGAUCCUGGCCCUGGCUCGAUCCCAUCCUCUCAUCCUCCCCACAGAAUGCCGAACCGGGGACAUCGACUCGGCAGACCAGACCGAGCCUCCAGUUGGCCGGACCGCGCCUACUUGCUCGGCUCAGCACAACUCGGGCCUUCUCGGUUUGAAAAUCGCUCCUGCUAUCGGGCUGCACCCGGUUCAGCCAGGGCCUUAUCCACCUGACGUGGACGCCACGUCAGCAGGCUUCUUAGAGCCAUCAUCCUCCACGACAUUGUCCCACUCCGUCCAGUUGUGUGAGCUGGAGCCGGUUUUGGCUCUCAUCCGGUCCGAGGCGGAAUCUGGCAUGAAGGGGAGGUCAGGAAUCACACUGCAGGAAACAGGAGAAAGCAACGCUUCAGUAGGCACAGCGGGUAUGGUUUGCAUUGGCGAGAUUGGCCUUGAUUUCAGCCCGAAUGUGGUGGGUAAGUCAACUGGUGGUGAGAGCAGCAGCAGCAGCAAUAGCAAUAGCACCAGCAGCAUUAUUGCCCUGAAAACAGAGGAGCUCAAGGCAGUGCAGAGGGAGGUGUUUCGGCGCCAGCUGUCUCUAGCAGCAGAGCUGAGUCUGCCAGUGAAUGUCCACUCCCGCAGCGCAGGACACCAUGCCAUCGAGGAGCUCGUCCAAUCAGGACUCCCUGCCACGUCAGCAGCGCUGAUGCAUGCGUUUGAUGGGCGGCUGGUGCACGCUGAGCGGGCUGAACGGCAUGGCGGGUUCUUCUUUUCUGUGCCGCCCUCUGUCGUUCGCUCCCCACAGACACAGAAAAUCGUCAAGGGCCUUCCUCUUUCGUGCCUUGUACUGGAGACUGAUUCCCCUGCGCUUGCUCCUGAGAAAGGUGCCAUCAACGAGCCAAGCAACAUUGCGGUUUCGUGCAGGGAGAUUGCUCGCAUUCAUGGUAUUACUGUCGCUGAAGUCGCCAAGACCACAAGCGAGAAUGCUUUGCGGCUAUUUCCACGUCUGAAGCUUUCAUGAAUCUAGUUUUGGUUUGCCAUCUAUCGAGGUACCACAUUUAGCCUUGUUCAUUCUCAAUCGACCAGUAUGCCAAGCGUCGACUUAUCCGCAUCUUGAACACCAUUACU
This is a messenger RNA of Closterium sp. NIES-67, 1499 nucleotides long. Lineage: Eukaryota; Viridiplantae; Streptophyta; Zygnematophyceae; Desmidiales; Closteriaceae. The record is from the annotation of a GenBank genome assembly.